Messenger RNA from Sorghum bicolor (sorghum), 4378 nucleotides. Its product is annotated as probable inactive leucine-rich repeat receptor kinase XIAO. The transcript has a single exon. Gene Ontology annotation, biological process: protein phosphorylation. Gene Ontology annotation, molecular function: ATP binding; receptor serine/threonine kinase binding; protein kinase activity. Lineage: Eukaryota; Viridiplantae; Streptophyta; Magnoliopsida; Poales; Poaceae. The coding region runs from base 265 to 3759 and encodes 1164 amino acids. The record is from RefSeq and is a predicted model, not a curated record.
UGCACAGAAAACGCACACCCGAGUUAAAAACGGCCUCGAACGCCACCCAAACCCGUCCAAAACCUCUCUCAACCAAACCCUUCCUUUUUCUGGCUCUCUCUCCCUUCUCCGGCGCUGCAAACGCAAACACAAUCAUCCUCACUCGCGCUCUCUCGCCGUCUCCAUGAGAGCCUAGGCGCUACAGCCGCCAAAGUUGACAAGACAGUGAGAAAAAGGGGGGCGGCUCUUCUCUCUGCCCCUCUCGCCUCCUCCCGAGCGCCCGCGAUGCCGCCGUCGUCGCGGUCGCUGUUCCUGCUGCUCAUGCUGGCGCUCACGCCGCUCGCGUCGCUGGCCGCGACGGCGCCGGCGCCGCCGGUGGCGAGGACGGCCGGGGUGCAAGCGGAGAUCGACGCGCUCCUCGCGUUCCGCCGCGGCCUGCGCGACCCCUACGGCGCCAUGUCCGGGUGGGACGCGGCCUCCCCCUCCGCGCCCUGCUCCUGGCGCGGCGUCGCGUGCGCGCAGGGCGGCGCCGCCGGCCGCGUCGUCGAGCUGCAGCUCCCGCGGCUCCGCCUCUCGGGCCCCAUCUCGCCGGCGCUCGGCUCGCUGCCGUACCUCGAGCGGCUCAGCCUCCGCUCCAACGACCUCUCCGGCGCCAUCCCGGCGUCGCUGGCACGCGUCACCUCCCUGCGCGCCGUCUUCCUCCAGUCCAACUCGCUCUCCGGCCCCAUUCCCCAGUCCUUCCUCGCCAACCUCACCAACCUCGACACCUUCGACGUGUCCGGCAACCUCCUGUCCGGACCCGUCCCCGUCUCAUUUCCUCCCAGCUUGAAGUACCUCGACCUCUCCUCCAAUGCGUUCUCCGGAACCAUCCCGGCGAACAUUAGCGCCUCCACGGCGAACCUCCAGUUCUUGAACCUGUCCUUCAACCGACUCCGGGGUACCGUGCCGGCGUCGCUGGGCAACUUGCAGAACCUGCAUUACCUCUGGCUGGACGGGAACCUUCUCGAAGGGACCAUCCCGGCGGCACUGGCCAACUGCUCGGCGCUGCUCCACCUGAGCCUUCAGGGGAACUCGCUCCGUGGCAUCUUGCCGUCUGCGGUCGCUGCGAUACCCACCCUGCAGAUUCUCUCGGUGUCGCGGAACCAGCUCACCGGCACCAUCCCGGCCGCCGCGUUCGGCGCUCAGGGGAACUCGUCCCUGCGCAUCGUGCAGCUCGGCGGCAACGAGUUCUCUCAGGUGGACGUGCCGGGAGCUCUCGCCGCGGAUCUUCAGGUGGUGGACCUCGGCGGCAACAAGCUAGCUGGUCCAUUCCCGACUUGGCUUGCUGGUGCGGGAGGGCUGACGCUGCUCGACCUCUCGGGCAAUGCGUUCACAGGCGAGUUGCCGCCAGCGGUCGGGCAGCUCACUGCGCUGCUGGAGCUGCGCCUCGGCGGCAAUGCUUUCAGUGGCGCCGUGCCUGCCGAGAUUGGCAGAUGCGGUGCACUCCAGGUGCUUGAUCUCGAGGACAACCACUUCACCGGCGACGUGCCAUCAUCUCUUGGCGGUCUCCCGAGGCUCAGGGAGGCCUAUCUUGGUGGGAACACUUUCUCCGGCCAGAUUCCGGCGAGCUUCGGGAAUCUGUCGUGGUUAGAAGCAUUGUCCAUACAGAGGAACAGACUCACCGGUCGCCUUUCUGGUGAGCUCUUCCGGCUUGGAAACCUGACGUUCUUGGACCUGUCUGAGAACAACCUCACCGGAGAGAUCCCUCCGGCCAUCGGUAAUUUGUUGGCUCUCCAGAGUUUAAAUUUGAGCGGCAAUGCCUUUUCUGGCCACAUUCCAACGACCAUUGGCAACCUCCAGAACCUGCGAGUUCUUGAUCUCUCCGGUCAGAAGAACCUCUCUGGCAAUGUCCCAGCGGAGCUUUUCGGCCUACCGCAGCUGCAGUAUGUGUCGUUCGCGGACAACUCCUUCUCAGGCGAUGUUCCUGAAGGAUUCAGCAGUCUUUGGAGUCUCCGCAAUCUGAACCUCUCAGGCAAUUCUUUCACUGGGUCAAUACCGGCGACAUAUGGGUACUUGCCAUCACUUCAAGUGCUCUCGGCUUCACACAACCACAUUUCUGGGGAGCUGCCAGCCGAGCUCGCCAAUUGUUCCAACCUUACUGUGCUUGAGCUCAGUGGCAACCAGCUGACUGGCUCCAUCCCAAGUGACCUCUCACGUCUUGAUGAACUGGAGGAGCUUGACCUCAGCUACAAUCAGCUUUCAGGGAAGAUACCACCAGAGAUCUCCAAUUGCUCAUCACUCGCCCUUCUCAAGCUUGAUGACAAUCAUAUUGGCGGAGACAUACCAGCCUCUCUUGCCAACCUCUCAAAGCUGCAGACGCUUGACCUGUCAUCCAACAAUCUUACCGGCAGCAUCCCUGCUUCAUUGGCUCAGAUUCCUGGUCUUUUGUCAUUCAAUGUGUCACACAAUGAGCUUUCUGGUGAGAUACCGGCAAUGCUUGGCUCCCGCUUUGGCAUCGCUUCAGCAUAUUCUUCAAACUCAGACUUGUGCGGUCCGCCAUUGGAGAGUGAGUGCGGCGAGUACCGGCGACGGCGGAGGCGGCAGAGGGUGCAGCGCCUGGCUCUGCUAAUUGGCGUGGUGUGUGCUGCAGUGCUGCUCGUUGCGCUGUUCUGCUGUUGCUGUGUGUUUAGCUUGCUGCGAUGGAGGCGUCGGUUCAUUGAGAGCCGUGAUGGUGUCAAGAAGAGGAGACGCAGCCCAGGACGUGGCAGUGGAUCGAGUGGCACAAGCACAGAGAACGGUGUCAGCCAGCCGAAGCUGAUUAUGUUCAAUUCAAGGAUCACUUAUGCUGACACGGUUGAGGCAACCCGGCAGUUUGACGAGGAGAAUGUGCUCAGCCGAGGCCGCCAUGGCCUCGUGUUCAAGGCCUGUUACAGUGAUGGCACCGUGCUUGCAAUUCAGCGGCUUCCGUCCACAUCUUCUGAUGGUGCCGUGGUGAUUGACGAGGGAUCGUUCAGGAAAGAGGCCGAGUCUCUCGGGAAGGUGAAGCACAGGAACCUCACCGUGCUCCGUGGCUACUAUGCCGGGCCUCCGCCGGAUGUCCGGCUGCUGGUCUAUGACUACAUGCCCAAUGGCAACCUCGCCACAUUGCUGCAGGAAGCGUCGCACCAAGACGGCCACAUCCUCAACUGGCCAAUGAGGCACCUCAUCGCGCUCGGCGUCUCGCGCGGCCUUGCAUUCCUGCACCAGUCCGGCGUGGUGCACGGCGACGUCAAGCCGCAGAACAUCCUCUUCGACGCCGACUUCGAGCCGCACCUGUCCGACUUCGGCCUGGAGCCGAUGGUGGUGACCGCGGGUGCCGCUGCAGCAGCUGCGGCCGCAUCGACAUCAGCUGCGACACCCGUGGGCUCGCUCGGCUACGUCGCCCCCGACGCGGCCGCGGCCGGGCAGGCCACGAGGGAAGGCGACGUGUACAGCUUCGGCAUCGUGCUGCUGGAGCUCCUGACGGGGCGGCGCCCCGGCAUGUUCGCCGGGGAGGAGGAGGACAUCGUGAAGUGGGUGAAGCGGCAGCUGCAGCGCGGCGCCGUCGCGGAGCUGCUGGAGCCGGGCCUGCUGGAGCUGGACCCGGAGUCCUCCGAGUGGGAGGAGUUCCUGCUGGGCAUCAAGGUCGGGCUGCUCUGCACCGCGUCCGACCCCUUGGACCGCCCGGCCAUGGGCGACGUGGUGUUCAUGCUGGAGGGCUGCCGCGUCGGCCCGGACAUCCCGUCCUCCGCCGACCCCACCUCCCAGCCGUCGCCGGCCUGAUCUCCCGGCGGCCCUCGGCCGGCACUGCCGCCUGCCAGAUUCAAUUCGGUAGCUUGUUCCAUUUUUUUUUUUCCUUCUGUCGCUGAUUAAUUUCCUUAAUUAGUUCAGAUUAGUGUUAGUCUCAGCUAAGCCGGCCGGCGUGCGCCUGCCCGUGGACGGUCGAACUGACCCGUGGGGCCAGGAACCGUUUCCCGCCAAGGAAGGAGGUCGUGGCCCGCCCAUGGCGGAAGUAGCCGUUGGGCGUCCUAAUCAUGUUGGUUAGGGGAGGCGUCAGCACCGGGGACGGGGGAGCAGGGAGCCCAUGUGCCGCCGCACUGGCACUGCUGCAGGCUGCAGCGGAGGUGCUUGGCACGGCCUGAUACUCCUGCCGUGCCAAGCCCCCAGACGUGUCGUGGUGCUGCGCAUGUGGGGUUUCCCCUGCCCAAGCAUCGGCAACGGCUACUAGUGCAGGACAUGGCUGUCGCCUCCUGGCCAUCGAUCUCGGCCGAUCUGUACCACGACCCAUUGUACUCUCUAGCGAUUGAUUUCGUGUAGGGGCCUGCUUGGCUUCCUGGGAUCUUGUCUUUAAUCUCGUUUCACCAAAGCAACAACGACCGCGUUUUUUGUGCCAUGUGCUGUA